Stomoxys calcitrans (stable fly) is the source of this 855-nucleotide messenger RNA. RefSeq names its product antigen 5 like allergen Cul n 1-like. The record is from RefSeq and is a predicted model, not a curated record. Lineage: Eukaryota; Metazoa; Arthropoda; Insecta; Diptera; Muscidae. Bases 79 to 855 code for a protein of 258 amino acids. The transcript is spliced from 3 exons.
AGUGGGAGGCAUCAGUGUUCAGACAGCUAUUUUUUCUUCUUUAUUUCUUCUUUACGACGACAUCUAUUGGGAGUGGAAAUGAACUUGCUCCAGUUGAUACUAUUCACGGUCCUGUGUAUUAGCGGCUACGUUACGGCUACAAAUUACUGCUCGAGUACCAUUUGUAGUGGUGGCAAAACCCACAUAGCCUGUGGUCAUAACGGCAGAUUUGAUGCCACAUGUCCGGCCAACGCAGCCAUGAUAAACUUUAACGCCACUUUUAGAGCCAACAUUGUAAAUAGGCAUAAUACGAAGAGAAACUUAAUUGCAGGUGGUACUGUGGCCAAUCACAAGGCAGCCUGCCGCAUGGCAAGCAUGCAAUGGACUGCAGAACUGGCCAAACUGGCAGCUUUGAAUGUGCGCCAGUGCAUAAUGAAUCAUGACGCCUGCCGAAAUACAGAUGAUUUCAAAUAUUCUGGCCAGAAUUUGGCCCGCAUUCCAUUCUGGGGAAAAGUGAACACAAGGAAAAUGUUAUUCACCGCUAUAGAUCUGUGGUACAGCGAGGUCAAAAAUAGUAAAAUGUCCAACAUCAAUAAAUUUCCGGCUACCUAUGAUCACACCAAGGAAAUUGGCCAUUUUACGGUUAUGGUGGCUGAACGCAAUAUUCGAGUGGGCUGUGCCGCAGCCACAUAUAAAAAACAAGGAGACACAUCGAAAACAUUUUUAAUGGCCUGUAACUAUGCCACCACAAACAUGAUAGAUAGGCCCAUUUAUGCCAGUUGUGCGAGACCCGCGGCUAAAUGUAAAAAGGGCAAGAAUGUGAAAUUCCCAAAUUUGUGCAAGGUCGCCGAAGUAUACGAUGUUAAUACAUGGUGA